Molecule: messenger RNA, 837 nt
Organism: Mycena indigotica
Lineage: Eukaryota; Fungi; Basidiomycota; Agaricomycetes; Agaricales; Mycenaceae
Product: Rtf2 domain-containing protein
Exons: 3
Coding region: 1-837 (278 amino acids)
Biological process (GO): mitotic DNA replication termination; site-specific DNA replication termination at RTS1 barrier
Cellular component (GO): nucleus
Source: RefSeq, a predicted model, not a curated record
AUGGGUAAUGACGGAGGCAGUAUCCCCGAUCGCCGAGACUUGGUUCGCAGCAAGAAGAAGGCUGAAGCUGUCGACAAGGCAAAUCAGACUCGAGCUCGUUGGGGAUUCUGUGCGCUCUCCAAACGUCGACUUCAAGAACCAGUUGUCUCUUGUGCCCUGGGAAAGCUCUACAACAAGGAUGCCAUAAUCGAGUUUUUGCUGAAUCGUGACGCAUAUGGAGAUGGAGAAAACAUAUGUGGCCACAUCCGCUCAUUGAAGGAUGUCAAAACUCUCGUUCUUACGCCAAACUCCGCACCUGCGGCUUCUGGCACCGACCCCACUGAACGUACUUUGUUUGUCUGUCCCUUGACUUACAAGGAAAUGAACGGUCUUACGCCGUUUGUCUACCUUCGGACUUGUGGAUGCGUCUUUGCUGCCGCUGGACUCAAUGCGGUGCGUUCAUCGCCACCAGAAAGUCAAGGGGAGCCCGAGAAAGACACUUGCCCAAAUUGCGCUACCAAGUUCACCCAUUCCAUCGACUGCAUUCCGCUCAACCCUUCCGCUGACGAAGAGGAGCGGCUUCGGGAGCUUAUGGCUGCGCAACGGCUUGUUGAACCAGUCAAAAAGUCCAAGAAACGAAAAGCAGCUGCAGCCGACAUAACAAGUGAACCUGUUGCUAAAAAGUCGGCGGUUCCGACCAUUUCUACCGCCAGCAACUCGCUUCGCAGUACUUUGGCUCUAGAGGAGGCUAAGCGCAAGGCGAAUAUGAGUGAUGCCGUGAAAACCUUGUAUAGCUCUCAGGAGUUGGGUCGGAAGGAGACAUUCAUGACCAGAGGCACCUUUACUCGGUAUGCUUAG